This is a messenger RNA of Numida meleagris (helmeted guineafowl), 876 nucleotides long. RefSeq names its product caltractin-like. The transcript is spliced from 4 exons. Gene Ontology annotation, biological process: nucleotide-excision repair; mitotic cell cycle; centriole replication. The record is from RefSeq and is a predicted model, not a curated record. Gene Ontology annotation, molecular function: calcium ion binding. Gene Ontology annotation, cellular component: centrosome; centriole. Bases 238 to 672 code for a protein of 144 amino acids. NCBI's taxonomy places the organism in Eukaryota, Metazoa, Chordata, Aves, Galliformes, Numididae.
UGGCUGGCGCUCAGGGCCCGCGCCGCGGGUGAUGGGAUGUCCCUGUCCUGUGAGCGGUCCCCAGGACGGGACGCGGGGCUGCUGCCGGUCCGAUAACCCCGGGCCUCUCUGCUGCAGGCUGCUGGCGGCCCGAAGGCUCCGGGGAAGGAGCCGGGCCCCACGUUCCCGAUCAGCGCUGAGCAGCGGCAGCAGCUGCGGGAGGCCUUUGACGUGUUCGACCCCGACGGCUCCGGGCUGAUGGAUGUCAAGGACCUGAAGAUAACCAUGAGAGCUCUGGGCUGUGAAGUGAGGAAAGCAGAGAUGAAGAAAAUUAUCUCUGAAGUUGAUGAGAAUGGGUCAGGAAAGAUAAACUUUGAGUCGUUUCUGCAGGUGAUGACCCAGAAAAUGGUGUGUGAGCCCAGCUGGUCACAAAGACUGAAAUUCCUCUUGCCUAACUUUACAAUGCAGGCAGAGCCAUUUUCAAAAGAGGAGAUCCUGAAAAGUUUCAAGCUGUUUGAUUUUGAUGGCACUGGCAAGAUCUCUUUUGAGAAACUCAAGCUGGUGGCUAGUGAGGUUGGAGAAGACAUCACAGAUGAGGAGUUGCAGGAGAUGAUUGAUGAAGCAGAUGUGGAUGGAGAUGGGGAAGUGGAUCCAGAAGAGUUUUUGCGGAUUCUGACAUUGACUGACCUGUAACUACAUGAUUUUCUUUUUUUCUCCCAUUCCAUCAUAAAUAACUGUUUGCAGUAUCGCUUCCUUCCAACUUUUAGGUUUUUUUUUUUUUCUAAUUUGUUGCCUUUCUUGGGUGUGAAAAUACACUGAGAUGUUUCAUCUUUGGUGUUUAUUCUGCUCCAUCACUGCAAGCAGUUUUCUACAUCCUAGUAAACAGUUUUGUUGCUA